AUGGCCAAAAGAGAUUCAAGCAUCACUCAUUCACCAGCCACAAGUGAAGAUGAGAAAGACAGACUCAGCGGGCUCAGGCUAUUUUGGCUGCGAAGAGUGUAUUGCUGUCCUUUAGGAGUGACGGGCACCUCAGCUGGCUCUAGGUCACAGCUGACAGGGCCCUGGGUGGAACUUUCCAGCACAGAUGCUCAGACCCAAUGUUCAGGAUAUUUCUUCAUCCUCAUCACCGUCAGUGGCAUCCCCCUCUUCAAGCAACCCAUCUACUUCUUCUUCUUCCACUUGUCCUUCAUGGACAUCUGCUACACUUCCACGGUGACUCCCAGGCUGGUCCAAGAUCUGUUGUCUGAAAAGAAAGCCAUCUCCUUCGACGACUGCAUAAUGCAUCUCUUUGAUAUGCAUUUCUUUGGCAGUAUUGAAGUUUUCAUCCUUGAAGGGAUGGCCUACGAUCACUAUGUUGUCAUCAGCAAGCCCUUGAGCUAUAUGAUCAUCAUGAACCAGCAGAGAUGGAACACAAUGGUGGCAAUCUGCUGGGGAGCUGGAUUUCUCCAUUCCAUGAUACAGUUGCUCCUAGCAAUCUCUUUGCCAUUCUGUGGACCCAAUAAGAUAGAUCGUUAUUUCUUCGAUGUUUAUCCUCUCUUGGACCUGGCCUGCACAGAUACUGACUUAAUUGGGUUUUUAAUUCUUCCCAAUUCUGGGAUUGUUGUAUUGACAUUCAUAGUCUUGGUCUUUUCUGACAUCACCAUUUUAGUCAGUUUGAGGACCCGCUCUUCAGAAGGACAAUGUAAAGCCCUCUCCUCCUGCGCUUCCUACAUCACUGUGGUGGCAUUGUUUUGUUUUGUUUUUUUUGCCCUCCAUCUUAAUUUACCUCCGGCCAACCCAGACCUUCCCCGAGGAUAA
Molecule: messenger RNA, 897 nt
Organism: Tachyglossus aculeatus (Australian echidna)
Lineage: Eukaryota; Metazoa; Chordata; Mammalia; Monotremata; Tachyglossidae
Product: olfactory receptor 4P4-like
Exons: 4
Coding region: 1-897 (298 amino acids)
Biological process (GO): G protein-coupled receptor signaling pathway
Cellular component (GO): membrane
Molecular function (GO): olfactory receptor activity
Source: RefSeq, a predicted model, not a curated record